Exophiala dermatitidis NIH/UT8656 is the source of this 1389-nucleotide messenger RNA. RefSeq names its product salicylate hydroxylase. The coding region runs from base 1 to 1389 and encodes 462 amino acids. NCBI's taxonomy places the organism in Eukaryota, Fungi, Ascomycota, Eurotiomycetes, Chaetothyriales, Herpotrichiellaceae. Gene Ontology annotation, biological process: secondary metabolite biosynthetic process. The transcript has 5 exons. The record is from RefSeq and is a predicted model, not a curated record. Gene Ontology annotation, molecular function: FAD binding; monooxygenase activity.
AUGACACACGCCGGCCUCCGAGUGGUGAUUGUCGGCGCAGGCUUCUGCGGCUUGACAGCCGCGAUCGAGUGCAAGCUGAAGGGCAUGCAUCCGAUUCUGGUCGAGACCUAUCCGACAAGUCGCACGCAGGGUGAUGCGCUGGACUUCCUCCCCAACGGCGGCCGCAUCUUCAACUCGUGGGACAACGGCCGCGUCGGCAAACGGCUGUUGUCGAUUUGUGUCAACACGUGCAAAUAUCUCGAUUUCCUGAACCCCCAAGAGCAACUGCUCUGCAGAGAGCCCUGGAACAAGUAUCCUCAUCACUACGAGGCGCAAUUUGCCGGGCAUCGGGGUGAAUUGCACGAGGUGAUCAGCGACUACGCCAGAGAAAUCGGCGUCGAGUUCCAGUUCGGAAAGACCGUGGUCCAGUAUCUGGACACCGAGACGGAGCUGGGGGUUUUGACCAAGGACGGCGAGAAGAUCCUGGGCGACGUCGUUCUCGCCUGCGACGGACCGCGCUCCUUGGCCAGAAGCCAGGUGUUGGGUCUGCCGGAUAACAAAGUCAACUCCGGCUAUGCCAUCUAUCGCGCGUACUACGAAUUGAGCGAGGAGCAGCAGAAAAAUCCGCUGAUUGCCAAAUACAUCGAUGUCAAUGAAGACAAGGCGUUGAUGCACGUCGGAAGGGACAUGCACAGCUUCGUAUAUACCUGGAGACGCGGGACCCAUCUGGUUUGGGUCUUGACGCACAAGGAUGAAAACGACAUUGGCGAGUCCUGGUCAUUCCCCGGAAACAAAGCGGACGUCAUGCAUUACCUCGAGCAAGGCAAUUUCAGCGAGAGUUUCAAAGAAAUGGUUCGCAACACACCCGACGAUCGCUUGGUCGACUAUAAACUCGUCUGGCGAGACGCAUUGCAGACGUGGCUUUCACCAUCGAAAAGGAUCAUCCUCAUGGGCGACGCGGCGCACUGUCAUCUGCCAACUUCCGCUCAAGGAGCUUGUCAGGCUGUCGAGGAUGCAGUUACUUUUGCGGUCUGCCUUGAAAAGGCGGCGGGUGACGUGCCAUUGGCACUGCAAGUGGCAGAACGAGUCCGAUUUAACCGGUCUCAUACGAUUCAUCAGUCGUCACUUUCGAAUAGAGACUCUUAUCACAACUGGACUUGGACCCCUGAGCUGGCUGCAAGACACCCUGGAGCGCUGACGGUCCCUCGGCCAGAUUGGAUAGUGGAAUUUGAUGCAAGAAAGACAGCCGAAGAGAAUUUUGAUCAGCUGGCUUCGGACGUGAAGUCGGGCAAGCAAGGGACCAUCGAAGAGUUGGCACUGCCGGCUGGCGGCUCCUUCGACAUCUUCCAGGGGGACGUCGAUUCUGAGAGUGCGGAGAAAGCUGCCCCUGAGCAGACCGCAAGACUAUGA